GCAUAUAUAAACUUCCAAAUAAAGAUUUAAGUAUCACAAUAACACCAAUCAAAAACCCCCAAUGUCCAAGUCCUCCCCCAAAUCGACGGCCGCCGUCAUCCGCCCCCACGAAUUCUCCGACAGCCCCAUCCACUAUGCCGUCGCCACCGCCGACCAUUUCGCCCUCACUAAACUCCUCUCCACCCUCCCCAAACUCCCCGAUCCCACUCUGAUCAAAACCGAAUCCGAAUCCCUCGCCCACGAGCAAAUCGCCGACCGAAUCUCCGCCGCCCUCGACGGCCGCGAAAACCGCCUCCGCGAGACCCCGCUCCACAUCGCCGUCCGCCUCAACGACGCCGUCGCCGCCCGCGCGCUCGCCGCCGCCGGUGCCAACAUCUCCCUCCAGAACGCCGCCGGAUGGAAUCCGCUCCAGGAGGCGCUCCUCCGCCGCCGCCCGGAGAUCGUCGCGCCGCUGGUCCAGCACCACCACCGCGCCGCCUGGUGCAAGUGGCGGCGCCGCCUGCCGCGCCUCGUGGCGGCGCUGCGGCGGAUGAGGGACUUCUACAUGGAGAUCUCGUUUCAUUUCGAGAGCUCGAUUGUGCCGUUCGUUGGCAAAAUCGCUCCCUCUGAUACUUACAAAAUCUGGAAGCGCGAUGGUAAUCUACGCGCCGACACUUCCCUCGCCGGCUACGACGGACUCAAAAUCCAGCGCGCGAAUCAGAGCUUUCUCUUCCUAAACGACUUCAAUUGCGGUAACGGUAACGGAAUUGACGUUCCGGAGGGAUCUCUCCUGAUCCUCAACCACGACGAGAGGAAAAUCUACGAUGCGUUUGAGAAUGCGGGGAAUCCGUUAUCCGACGCCGAGGUUUCCAAUUUCUGCAAUCAGACGAGCGUUUAUCGGCCGGGGAUGGACGUGACGAAGGCGGAAUUGAUCGGCCGUACGAAUUGGAGGCGGCAGGAGAAGACGGAGAGCGUCGGGGAAUGGAAAGCUAGGGUUUACGAAAUGCACAAUGUGAUGUUCACUUUCCGCUCGCGGAAAGUGAACGCGGCGGAGCGCAGAGACGAUCCGUUCUCGCCGACGUGCGUGCUGCCGCUGGAGAUCGACGACGAGUCGGACGAAGGCUUCAUCGUCGCUGAGAAUCCGCGAUUCAGCGACGGAAGCAGAAAUCAGCGGCGGCACAGCAGCUUCGUCAGGGAGGAUCGGGAAUUCGUGACGGUGUCGAGGAAGAGCGUGGAUAUAAUCCCGAUCGAUUCGAGGAGAUCGAAGCCGCCGCCGCACGGUGAGAGAUUAGCGGCGGCGCCGGCGACGAAGGAGAAGGAGUAUGCGAAGAGUCUCCGGCCGACGGUGUGGCUAACGGAGCAGUUUCCGUUGAAGACGGAGGAGUUACUUCCGUUACUUGAUAUCCUAGUGAAUAAAGUGAAGGCCGUUAGACGCAUGCGGGAGAUUCUGACGACGACGUUUCCCUCCGGUACAUUUCCCGUAAAGGUUGCGAUUCCUGUGGUUCCUACAGUAAGAGUGGUGAUAACAUUCACCAAAUUUGUGGAGCUGCAGCCGGCUGAUGAUUUCUUCACUCCGCUCUCAAGCCCGGGGCAGUUUGCUAGCGACAACGGGAGCGGCUACUUCUCGUUGUCGUCGUCGUGGCUGAGGGGUGGAUCCGCCCGUCACCAGACGUGCGGGGGUAGCCUCCCGCAAGAUCCUUUUGCGAUUCCCAGUGGAUAUAGUUUGAGUAGUUUUGACGAAAAGAGUAGGAAAUUGAGCAAGUCCAAGUCGACGAGGAAAACAAAGUGAAUCAAUUUAUUUAUGGCUUUUAAUUGUAGUAAUUUAGAUGACAGGAAAUAUUUUUAUUUGUAUUAUACUUCAAUUUUGUGUUGA
Messenger RNA from Salvia hispanica, 1852 nucleotides. RefSeq names its product ankyrin repeat family protein. Gene Ontology annotation, cellular component: cytoplasm. The record is from RefSeq and is a predicted model, not a curated record. Lineage: Eukaryota; Viridiplantae; Streptophyta; Magnoliopsida; Lamiales; Lamiaceae. Gene Ontology annotation, molecular function: protein binding.